Messenger RNA from Periophthalmus magnuspinnatus, 1933 nucleotides. RefSeq names its product diencephalon/mesencephalon homeobox 1a (gene dmbx1a). The transcript is spliced from 4 exons. The coding region runs from base 1 to 1143 and encodes 380 amino acids. Gene Ontology annotation, biological process: regulation of transcription by RNA polymerase II. NCBI's taxonomy places the organism in Eukaryota, Metazoa, Chordata, Actinopteri, Gobiiformes, Gobiidae. The record is from RefSeq and is a predicted model, not a curated record. Gene Ontology annotation, molecular function: DNA-binding transcription factor activity, RNA polymerase II-specific; RNA polymerase II transcription regulatory region sequence-specific DNA binding.
AUGCAGCAUUACGGGGUGAAUGGAUACUCGCUCCACGCCAUGAACUCCCUCAGUGCCAUGUACAACCUGCACCAGCAGGCGGCGCAAGCCCAGCACAGCGCUGACUACAGGCCCAGUGUGCACGCGCUCACGCUGGCAGAGAGGCUUGCUGACAUCAUCCUGGAGGCUCGGUACGGGUCACAGCAUCGCAAACAGCGCCGCAGUCGGACGGCCUUCACCGCACAGCAGCUGGAGGCUCUGGAGAAGACCUUUCAGAAGACUCACUACCCCGACGUGGUGAUGAGGGAGCGGCUGGCCAUGUGCACCAACCUGCCCGAGGCGCGUGUACAGGUGUGGUUUAAAAACCGGAGGGCCAAGUUCCGUAAGAAGCAGCGCAGCCUGCAGAAGGAGCAGCUGCAGAAGCAGAAAGAGGCUUGUGGAGAGGGGGGAGACAAAGAGGAGGUGUCUGAGUCCCAGCCCCCUCCCUCCUCCUCUGGGUCCCCUCUGGAGGACAGUCCCGCUGAACACACCCCUCUGGACCCAGAGCUCAACGUUACCUCCGAGGAGCAGUCCGGCAGUGAGUCUGCUGCAGAGGACAACGGCACGGACAGAGACGAUGAGAGACAGCACCCUGAGGACAUCAAGUCAGACAGCGCCACCAGCCCCGCCCACCUGUCCUCGCUAAUGUCCCCAAGACUAUCCACAGACAUGUCCACUGGACUGUCCUCAGGCUGCAAGGCACUCAGCCCCAAACCAGACUCUUCUCCUGUGUCUCCAUCAGUGACCCCCUCAUCCUCCAGCAGUCUGCCCAGCAGUGGGCCUCUGUCCCAGAGUCACUCCUACUCGUCCUCUCCCCUCAGUCUGUUCCGCCUGCAGGAGCAGUUCAGGCAGCACAUGGCAGCAACCAACAACCUGGUACCGUACCCAGCCUUUGAGCUGGCCCCCUCCUCGCUGCCCUACCUGGGCAUGAACAUGCCCCCUGCUCCCCUGGGCUCUCUGCCCUGCCAGUCCUACUACCAGUCCCUGUCCCAGCAUGCGCAGCAGGUGUGGAGCAGCCCCCUGCUACAGGCCAGCAGCCACAGCAAGAACAGCAGCAUCGAGAGCCUGAGGCUGAGGGCCAAGCAGCACGCCGCCUCCCUGGGUCUGGACACUCUGUCUAACUGAAACUAGCCUGUGCUACACUGACAGUGUGUGUGAGUGUGUGUAUGUGAGGGAGAUUAUGGACAGACAUGAGGCUCAAACUAAAGGCACAGUGUCCAUGAGAAACGAGUGCACCCACAAUGUGCACUUUUUCAUUCACACUUGUUUCACACAAGCACAGUAUUAUCAGUCACCUGACCUCUGUGUCUCCAUCAACUGAAGCACAAACUGAAGGAGCAUAAUACAUUCUCUAGAAACUAAACAAGCACACGAGGACAUCAGAACACUAAAUUGUUUUAGUGUGUGACUAAGGCCGUAAUCCACAUUUUUAGGGAUCGAUGCCCUGCUCUUGUUCUAAUGGAAGGUGCAUAUCCUGACCCUCAUGAACAUGGACACCGGGACACUGACACACAUGGACCUGCAGAACACAGCCAAGCCCUCAGGCGUGUGAUGGCAAAAGGAAGGAGCUGCAUGUUUACAGGAGCAAUGUGAAUGAACCAUAUGAGAGCGCACUUUUGGUGGAGCCAUGGAGACCUCUAUCAAACAUUUGUGCAAACGAGCAAAACGACCACAGCCUGUUGUCGUCGUCAGCACAAUUAAACAUGACUAAUUUAGCCGUUUAAUGGCUGCUAAUAUGGCACUUUGCACAGAGGCUGGCUCCGUAAUGAGAAAAUGAUUUCAGUGACUACAUACGCUGAGCUUUUAAUUACAUUUUGCCCUGGGCUGAGGGAAACAGGGCACAUGCAAUUAUGAACACGCAGCAUUUUACUAUUCAAAAACAGCCAAUUAAUGUCGCCCCAUGUAGAGUCACCGC